This is a messenger RNA of Spinacia oleracea (spinach), 1429 nucleotides long. Its product is annotated as protein SLOW GREEN 1, chloroplastic. Bases 237 to 1313 code for a protein of 358 amino acids. Gene Ontology annotation, molecular function: protein binding. The transcript has a single exon. NCBI's taxonomy places the organism in Eukaryota, Viridiplantae, Streptophyta, Magnoliopsida, Caryophyllales, Amaranthaceae. The record is from RefSeq and is a predicted model, not a curated record.
GUAAAAAUAAAUAUUGGGCCUUGGCGUUGGAGCCGUGCAACAAGCAACUCCGUACUAAUAGUUAGCCCACUAUUACAAAAUAUUCAUCGUGAAUUUCCAGGUUUCACAGCUGUUGCCUUCCUUCCUCACAACACUAUCAAAGGCGAGAGUUUUUCAAUCUCUUCCUCUGCAAUUCUUAAAUUCAAAAUCCCCAUUGCCAUUUUUAGAGCACAGGAAAUUCUUCAAAUCUAUCCAAAAUGGAGGUUCUUACCAAAAUCAAAUACAACCAGCCGCCAUUGUCACUCUCUCUCCGCCACCACAACCACCGUUCAUCUUUCUCAACACCCAUUUCUUCCAUCUCCUUCAACUCCCAAAUUUCACGCUCUUUCGCCUCGUCCUCGUUAUCAUUGAAAAUCAGAUCUUCUUCGUCAUCGAAUUCUACUUCUAUGGCCGUUAAUUCGAAAUCUUCCUCAAAGCCCAAAACCCUAAACCCUUUCUCUAUCCUAAAAACUCCGCUAACAAUCGCCGUGGCUGCCACCGCAAUCUUCUUCUCUGGGCUGGGUCACAAACCGUUGACCGCCAGAGCUGAGCCGCCUAUGGUUGAAACGACGACUCAGGAAAGAGUAGAAGACGCAGGUUUAAACGAGGAGAGAGAAAGGAAGCUGGAGGAGGAUUUGGCGGCGCAACCAGACGAUGUCGAUACGCUGAAGUCAUUAAUGGAAGUGAAGAUUAAGAACAAGAAGCUUCCAGAAGCGGUAGAAGUCCUAAACAAGUUGAUUGAGCUGGAGCCAGAAGAUUCCGAAUGGCCAUUGUUGAGAUGUCACAUGUAUAGCUACAUGGGAGAAUCGGGGAUGGCAAAAUCAGGUUUUGAAGAGAUCAUAGCGAAAGACCCAUUUCGUGUUGAGGCGUUUCAUGGUCUUGUAAUGGCGGUUUCGCAAGGCGAAUCGGAUGGUAAAGAGAUGGAGGAGGUCACAAAGAGGAUUCAGGAGGCGACAGAGAGGUGCAGCAAGGAGAAAAAGAAUGAAGAAAUGAGGGAUUUUAAGCUAUUGAUGGCUCAAAUUCGAGUUAUUGAAGGGAAUUAUGUAGAAGCUUUGAAGGUUUAUCAGGAACUAGUGAAGGAAGAACCAAGAGAUUUUAGGCCUUAUUUAUGUCAAGGAAUUAUCUACACAUUGUUGAGGAAGAAGGAUGAAGCAGAGAAGCAAUUUGACAAGUAUAAGAGGCUGGUGCCAAAGGGCCAUCCUUAUGCUCGAUUUUUCGAUGAAAAUGUGCUUUCUACUAAGGUAUUUUCCCAAAUGGGAGAGAAUGAGAGAAUGAAAAUGGGGUCACAAAAUUAGUUGCUUUUGGUUCUUAUUUGUGGUUUUGUUUUAUUAAUUGUAGUACGAAGUAUUAGUUUAUGCAUUAGUGUUUUACCAUCAUUAAUGGAACGAAAGAAAACCAAGUUAUUUAGUGA